Messenger RNA from Fusarium keratoplasticum, 1365 nucleotides. RefSeq lists its product as uncharacterized. Bases 1 to 1365 code for a protein of 454 amino acids. NCBI's taxonomy places the organism in Eukaryota, Fungi, Ascomycota, Sordariomycetes, Hypocreales, Nectriaceae. The record is from RefSeq and is a predicted model, not a curated record. The transcript has 3 exons.
AUGUGCGGGCGCAGCAUCGAGCUUCAUCACGGUCAGACGGAAGAGCUAAUGCUGCCGGAAACUCCUAUCCCCGAUACUGUGACCAACUGGAGAUCACGCAUUCAGGAGUUGCUGCAAAGCUUUGCGCUCCCUGCUUCCCAAGCCGACUCCAUAUCUCUAUGCGACGAAGAGGGGGUCUCGGCUACUAGAGAAUCCAGGGGUACCGCCAUUUUAAUUUCUAACGACGAGACUAAUACAGAAAAUGAGGACGGCGAUGAGGGUCAAGAUUUCGACGACUCGCAAUCAUACACAACACCUACGACCAGCAUCGCAGACCAUUUUGGUGGCACGAGCACCAAGCAUAGUCCAACUGGGUCGGAGGACGCCAUCGGUAUGGACAUUACGCCAGCAGUAUCUCUAGCUCUAGUGGAGGACGACUCAGAUUGGACACAUAACUCAUAUAUGGGCCCCCUUGCUAAUCCUAAACCGAAUCAACAAUCUCCUUAUCAGAUAGAACGCACGUCCGCUAGAGAUGCGACGGCAUAUACAGAUGCCAGUUUUAACAUUUCGCCUACUAGCCCUAGGAGUCAGCCAUAUCGGAGCGUGUCAGACGAACAACAGCUUAUCACCGGGGCCACCAGCGAGCCAGACAUCAUAAUAGUCGAUGCUCUCUCUGACGAACGUUCCCGUGAUGGUGCACAGAGUACUCCCACAUCCCCUUUGAUGCACACAUACAGUCAUAUUGCUGCAGGCCCUAAUAUGGCUCACACGCUGUUGCACGAUAGCGAAGAGUGUGCGAGCACAUCGCGCGGUGAUGCUCUUUCUAGAGCCCACACUUCAUCCCCCGAAUCACACCAUAAGCAAGAUUACGACCACACUAGUUGCGAAACCAGCGACGCUGAGUCCGAGUCCUCAGCGGCCGAAUCCGGAUCGCAAUUUGGAGCCCGACUGUCUCCUCCGUUUCGGAGGUUGCCGUCCCCGCGCCGUUCUCGUCGCAGAUCCUCACAUACUCAUGAAAUGGUGCAUGAGGACAGUGACGUAGAUACUAAAGGCUCUAGCAGUGAAGAUGGCCUCAAUAUUCCAGAAUGCGUGCGUAACGAGGACUAUUGCCCUUCACCAAAUCAGGAACACGGCUCUAGAGACGACUCCGAUGAUAAGCAGCAUUGUCACAAACGUCGCAAGGCAUCUCAAUCUCCUUACAGCUCGGUUCGCAGUACCCCCACCAGUGCCCGGGAUUCUCGCCGAAGGAAGCGAUCCACAAGAGCUAUCGCACACUCAUUGAGGGAGCGUGACACGUUAGCACUCGGCUUAUUGAGUCCAACAGCAUCGCAUACAAGAUCUAUUCCCUCUGAUGCCACUACAUUUCUUGCUCAGUUUGAGGAAUAG